Molecule: messenger RNA, 561 nt
Organism: Caenorhabditis remanei
Lineage: Eukaryota; Metazoa; Nematoda; Chromadorea; Rhabditida; Rhabditidae
Exons: 3
Coding region: 1-561 (186 amino acids)
Source: RefSeq, a predicted model, not a curated record
AUGAGUCUCCUCGCUUCGGUGGAAUUCGCAUUUUGUGCCAUCACUGGAUCCAUCACAAUGUACAAUAUAAUCCAUCAAAAACCUGAGGACCUCACAGCGUUCGAAGUGUGUCUCGUCGGUCUGAUGCUCUUCUUCGGUCUCACGUGUAUAAUGUUGAUAAUCGGAGUCCAAAAACACGCCCAUCAACUCAUCUACCCAUCACUCCUUGCUCGUGGACUCACCACGCUCUUCCUUGCUGUUUUCGGUGUCUCCACUGUCUUUGCCUCUUCGAAAUCUCCUCAUACAGCCAUCGAGCAUCAUCAAUGGAGACAUAACGAGGGAAAAUAUGCACAUGAUGAACCGAAUAUGGCACUCCGAUUGGUUUUAUUCGUGUUCGCAAUGCUCUUCCUUACUGUCAUCAUCUUCUAUUGCUCCUAUUUGGUCGUCAGAUUGAUUCAUUACGAGCAGGCGUACGCCAGAUUAAAAGAGAGAAGAAGCUCGUUGAUUCAGGCUGGAAUGAUUGACCCCGACUUUCCGAGUCCCAACAAUUACUCCGCAUCUCGUCGUGCUUCUUCUGCAUAA